AUGAGCCCCUCCGCCGCCGUCCUCCCCCGCGCGCUCUUCACAAACUUCCUCCUCCUCCUCUCCCUCCUUCUCGCCUCCCCGACGUCCGCGUUGAGGAACUCAUCCUGCGGCGUCGUCAACACGCCGCGCUACUGCCGGGGGACCGACUACAACGAGUCCCUCGCCAACACCUACCUCUGCGGCGACCGCCGCCUGGGGCCGACGCAGCUCCCCUCGGCCUGGGAAGACUUCACGGCGGCGCCCAUCCUGGCGGCGAUCGUGUUCGGGUACGACCGCCUCGGCGGGCUGUGUCCGGGCGACUUCCUGGCGCGGUGGACUCGCGACGACGACGGGAGGUAUAAGUACCCGGAAGAGACCCAGGGGUUCCUGCCCAGCGGCGACGGGACCGGCCCGCUGAUCUGGGGCAACGUCACGCUCCCCGUGGGCACGCUGAUCGACCGGUUCGGAGGCGAGAGCGGGAACUAUACGAGCCCCGCGGGCACGCCGUACGCGCUGAGGGCACUGCCGCCUUCCAACCUCGUCGAGACGACGACCGAUUACCCCUACAACUACCACGUUUACAGCGUGGCCGAGCCGCUAACGGUGCUGGCCGGGCCUAUCCAGCCCUGGUUCGGACAGCCGGGAACCGGGGUGCAGUACGAACUGUACUCGGCUGUCUCGGUUCUGAUCAGAGAAGGGUCUCUGAGGAGGGAGGACCCGUCGGUGCUGCUUCCUUAGUGCCUUUGAUCGAUGUGCUCAAGUUGAGAGAAUCUAGGCCACGUACCAGCCAUCUCUGCCUCAUUUUCUUUUGAUUUUAUUGUUAACUAUUUUAUUCUAUGAUGUUAUGUUACUAGACCUUGCACUCAAAUUGUUACAGCAUUUGGCUGUCUAUAGGUCAGAGCUAACUGACCUACCAACAGGGAUAACGAGCCAGGGUCAACAUGUAUUUAGACAGCUUCUCUGAGUACCUCUAGCACUUAGAACAAUCAACGCUUUUAUCACCU
This is a messenger RNA of Thermothelomyces thermophilus ATCC 42464, 983 nucleotides long. RefSeq lists its product as uncharacterized. The transcript is spliced from 2 exons. Lineage: Eukaryota; Fungi; Ascomycota; Sordariomycetes; Sordariales; Chaetomiaceae. The record is from RefSeq and is a predicted model, not a curated record. Bases 1 to 717 code for a protein of 238 amino acids.